Penicillium cinerascens is the source of this 750-nucleotide messenger RNA. Its product is annotated as alpha/beta hydrolase. Bases 1 to 750 code for a protein of 249 amino acids. Lineage: Eukaryota; Fungi; Ascomycota; Eurotiomycetes; Eurotiales; Aspergillaceae. The transcript has 2 exons. The record is from RefSeq and is a predicted model, not a curated record.
AUGUCGACCGAGAAACCAACGAUUCUUCUCCUCCCAGGUGCCUGGCAUAAAGCCGACAUUUACGAUGCGGUGGCCGAUAUACUUCGAACUCAAGGCUAUCCUGUGGUGACCAUGAAACUGCUCUCCACAGGCGGGCCACUAUCAACGACUGUCGCAGAUGAUGCAGAACACAUCCGGCAAGUGUAUCUCAACGACCUGGUUGCGAAGGGAAAAGAGGUCGUUGUGGUUAUGCACUCAUACGCCGGCAUCCCUGGCACAGAAUGUGUAAAGGGGAUUGCACGCAAAGAUCUUGCAGCACUAGGCAAACAGGGCGGUGUCGUUGCUCUCAUCUAUAUAUCGGCCUUUUUGAUCGCUGCUGGUCAAAGCGCGGAGGCUACAGUGCCACAUGGAUUGGAGCCCGCUAUGACAAUAGAUGGUGACAUGACAUACCCAAAAACCCCCAGAGAGAGGUUCUAUAAUGACCUUGACGACGAAACCGCUGCAAAACAGAUCGCAGAGCUUGUGCAUCAUGCUAAGCCGAGUUUCUGUACACCUCUCACGUACGAAGCCUACCGUGACGUGCCGAGCCAUUACCUUAUCUGCAUGCAGGAUGGAUGUUUUCCGGUUUUCCUGCAGCGGAUAAUGGCGGCCAUGCCUGGGGAGGGGUUGAUACGCACGCAUGAGUGCGACGCUGGACAUGUCCCGAUGCUGAGUGCUCCGCAGGCUGUGGCCGAUGCAAUUCAUGCAAUUGCUACAGAGCCAAGAGGAUGA